AUAUAAUGGGCCUAUCUGUUGGCCCAUUAGAACCUAAACCUAUCUUUCCUCUAUCACACACCAGCGGCCUUCUCUCUCUCUCCUUCCUCUUACGCUCACAUCGGAAACCCUAAAUCUCCAGUCUCUCUCUCGCGCCUUUUGUCGUUCUCAGAAAAUCUUAACCAUGGCGGCAGCGAGCGAUCACACCGUCUUGCAAUUCGUGUCUCCAUCGUCGACGGCGUCGGCGACUACCUCUGUACUCACAGCGAGGAUCCACCCACUCGUUAUCUUUAACGUCUGUGAUUGCUUCGUGAGACGUCCUGACUCAGCUGAACGAGUCAUCGGCACUCUCCUUGGAUCUAUCUUAGCUGAUGGAACCGUCGAUAUCCGCAAUUCAUACGCCGUCCCUCACAAUGAAUCUUCUGAUCAGGUUGCUGUGGAUAUUGAUUACCACCACAAUAUGUUAGCUUCACACCUUAAGGUGAAUCCAAAAGAAAUUAUUGUCGGCUGGUAUUCAACUGGUGCUGGGGUUAAUGGUGGUAGUGCACUGAUUCAUGACUUCUAUGCCAGAGAAGUUACCAACCCAAUUCAUCUAACUGUGGACACUGGGUUUACAAAUGGGGAGGGUACCAUAAAAGCUUUUGUCUCUUCAAACCUUUCACUUGGUGAUCGACAGCUCGCUGCACAAUUUCAAGAGAUUCCUGUUGAUCUCCGUAUGGUUGACGCUGAGAGAGUCGGAUUUGAUGUCCUCAAGGCAACUGCUGUGGACAAACUCCCAAAUGACUUGGAAGGAAUGGAGCUUACAAUGGAGAGGCUGUUGACUUUAAUCAACGAUGUAUACAAAUAUGUUGACGGUGUUGUGGAGGGUCAAACAGCUCCAGACAACAACAUAGGACGAUUCAUUGCAGAUGCAGUAGCCUCCCUCCCGAAGUUACCUCCACAAGUCUUCGAUAACCUCGUGAAUGAUAGUCUCCAGGAUCAAUUGCUUCUGUUGUACCUAUCAAGCAUAACAAGGACACAGUUGAGUCUAGCGGAGAAGCUAAACACUGCUGCUCAGAUGCUGUAAUAAGCUUUGAAACACAAGGUUUUGCUAAAAAAUGUGGACUGCUGCUUUUUUGGUUUCAAUGUUUCUUUUAACGAGUUUGUGUAAGAAUCAGAAUCAGCCUCUUGUUGUAGUUUUCCUACAUUGCAAUUUAAAAGAGAGACAAAAUGCUCAGAUUUAUGAGUUAAGAACUUUGAAAUCA
Messenger RNA from Camelina sativa (false flax), 1223 nucleotides. Its product is annotated as eukaryotic translation initiation factor 3 subunit F. The record is from RefSeq and is a predicted model, not a curated record. Gene Ontology annotation, molecular function: metallopeptidase activity; translation initiation factor binding; translation initiation factor activity. Gene Ontology annotation, cellular component: eukaryotic translation initiation factor 3 complex, eIF3m. Lineage: Eukaryota; Viridiplantae; Streptophyta; Magnoliopsida; Brassicales; Brassicaceae. Gene Ontology annotation, biological process: translational initiation.